Nerophis lumbriciformis (worm pipefish) is the source of this 860-nucleotide messenger RNA. It is a transcript of the gene cldn11a, whose product is annotated as claudin 11a. Gene Ontology annotation, cellular component: bicellular tight junction; membrane. The record is from RefSeq and is a predicted model, not a curated record. Gene Ontology annotation, molecular function: structural molecule activity. NCBI's taxonomy places the organism in Eukaryota, Metazoa, Chordata, Actinopteri, Syngnathiformes, Syngnathidae.
ACCUUAGGAUCACAUUCAAUAGUUUGGUGGAACAUUUGUGUUACUUUCAGCCAUCAGUCAUGGCCAACUCGUGUCUGCAGAUGGUUGGCUUUGUGUGCAGCUGCCUGGGCUGGGUGGCCAUAGUUGUAGCUAGUGCCACCAAUGACUGGGUGGUCCUGUGCAGGUACAGCAUGAACACCUGCAUGAAGAUGGACGAUCUGGGGACUAAAGGACCUUGGGCUGAAUGUCUCAUCUCCACGAAACUUUACCACUGCAACACCUACACACAACUCCUGGACCUGCCUGCGUACAUCCAGGCCACUCGCGCGCUGAUGGUUGCAGGUUCCAUUCUGGGUCUGCCGGCUGUGGUCACCAUCCUCAUGUCCCUGCCUUGCAUCGUCAUCGCUAACGAGCCUCAAAGAUCCAAGAACAAACGAGCCGUCGUGGGCGGAGUCCUCGUACUUAUCGUUGCGCUCUGCGGGCUGGUGUCCACCAUUCUGUUCCCCAUUGGCGUGUCCUGGCACGACAACCUGAUGGCGUUCGGCUUCUCGCUGUACACCGGCUGGGCGGGCGUGGUCUUGUCGCUGCUGGGCGGCUGCAUGCUCACCUGCUGCUCGUCAAGCUCCGCCUCCUCCCGCCCGUACCAGGACAACAGCCAAUACUGUUACUCCAAGUCGGGCAAGGCAGCGGGCCCCCCUGACCCCGCCUCCUCCGCCAACCACGCCAAGAGCGCCCACGUCUGACGAUGUCAUAAACACACGUCGACGCGCACGAUGUGAAGCGCCCUCCAUUGAACUGACUUUAGAUUUUUUGGGGUGGGGGUGUGGCCUGUGGACUUUUUUGCUCAUCGACUCCCGCAUUUUUAUUGGAUGAAUAAUCUU